AUGAAGCUCCGGCGCCAUAUGAUCAUUGGCUGCCCCCAAAACCACCAGAAAGAUGUGUUGCCUCGUGUACCGAAUCAAUACGAUGUGUUCAUCAACCACAGAGGAAUAGACACAAAGCGGAACAUGGCCAGCUUACUCUACCAUCAACUCUCUCGGCUCAACGCGCGGCCUUUCCUCGACAAGAACACCAUGAAGCCGGGGGACAACCUGUUUAAGGGGAUCGAAAAUGCCAUAAGAGAUUGUAAGGUCGGAGUUGCAGUGUUCUCACCCCAUUAUGGCGAGUCCUACUACUGCCUCCUCGAGCUUGCCCUUAUGAUGGAGUACAAGAAAAAGAUAAUUCCCGUGUUCUUUGAUAUUAUGCCUGCGGAGCUACAAAUCGUAGAUCAUGAAGGAAUAUAUUGCACGCCGGAUGAGCUAGAGAGGUUUAACAGGGCUCUCGAAGAGGCUAAAAGCUCAGCCGGUCUCGUGUUCAACUCUUCAAAUGGGAACUGGUCAGAUGUUCUAACGAAAACUACCGAUAUUGUUAUGAGGAGCUUGACAGAGGUCGAGGGUGAACAACAGAAGCAUUGGUCCUUAUGA
This is a messenger RNA of Punica granatum (pomegranate), 579 nucleotides long. The record is from RefSeq and is a predicted model, not a curated record. NCBI's taxonomy places the organism in Eukaryota, Viridiplantae, Streptophyta, Magnoliopsida, Myrtales, Lythraceae.